Stegodyphus dumicola is the source of this 1158-nucleotide messenger RNA. RefSeq lists its product as uncharacterized. NCBI's taxonomy places the organism in Eukaryota, Metazoa, Arthropoda, Arachnida, Araneae, Eresidae. The record is from RefSeq and is a predicted model, not a curated record.
GCUGUCGCCCUGAGUGUACGUACCUGCUUUUGCUUCGACCACCAUCUAUGAUUCUCCACUGCUCUGAAUGAAUCAGUCACGAAACCACAAUGCACCAGAAAUGGAAAACCUAUUUGAGAAAGAACCUAUGGCUUUGAAUGAUAAAAUGCUGAGUCAUGAAAACCUUGUUCGCAGCCAUGAUGUUCCAAGAGAAUCAGCUAGUUCAUUAUGCCAAAAGAAAAGCAGAAGAAACAACCCAUUUCAAGAAAAAAGUAUGUAUUUGCGAAAAGUUUAUAUUGUAUGUGACCCCAUUUUUUUAAGGUAUUAUAUACUAAAUUUUUUCUUUCAGCGCAGAGGACUUUUCACUGAAGACGCUUUUCCAGAGGAGCUUACUCACAUGGGAAACAAUGUCUUUGUGGGACCCAGCAUUUACAAGGGAAAAGUUACUGUGCACAUCCGAGAGUAUGCCAAAUAUGGUAAAGCUUACUAUCCGACAAGACGAGGUGUGAACUUUGAGCCAUGGUGUUUGAAUGUUCUCGCAACCAACAUGACAGUGGACGAACAAGACCUGCUGGUACUCAAUCUGGAGUUGCCCAAGAACUUUGUAGUCACGUAUAAGGAUUCCCACCUUCACUCUGAAGCAAGGAGCUCAAGGAGAAUGAAAAAAGUAACCUCAGCAUUACAACUACGCAGUGGGAAGAACUGAUGACCAACUUUAGCCGUAUCAGCGACAUUGUCACCAACCUUGUUUAUAAAAACAUGAACUUUUGUGAAGCCUACGAAAGCAUAUCCGACGAACCUGUUAAGAGGGAAAAUCUGCCCCAAUCCUUCGAAAUUUCUAUGGGAAGAACACGUUUCCAAAUUAUUCUAAAGACGUAGCUUGAAGAGCUUCUUAACCAACAAGAAGAACUAAAAUAUCCCAAGCUCUUUCAUAAAACAGAACUUGUUCAUAAGAAGAACUAAUUCUUAAAAACUCAUUCAUAAAACAGAAACUGUGAAUGCCAUUGCUCUGAGGUUCAAUGCUGUUGACAUCGCCAGACAAUUUUUACGGAAAUAUUUGGGCUGAAGAAUCCUAUUUAAUGUUACUGAAACGUAUUCACUACAUUACCAAGGACUGUUUAAAAUCUGUGUGUUUAAACUAUGUACUCGAUGAAGAAAGAAACACAUUUUGUACUACGA